AUGCCGAAUACCAGCCGUUGCUCGCGAAGACCUUCGUCAACCUCCUCGGACGGCGACAAUACAUCUCAGCAAGUCGAAAUCAUGGAGAUCCAUAACCGGGUGCUCGAGAUGAUUGAAUCAUUCAAGCGAAUGUCCGCGAUACUCGAGACGAUGGAAAGACGGUGUAAAGAACAAUAUGGUGCCGAUCCACAGGCCUCUAUGAAAGAAGAUCGCGAUGCAGGUACGCCGAAAACGAGUAAACUGAACGCAGGUCAGGGGAGUUUGAUUAUCGGAAAGUCACUGUUGGUUCUGGUUGUUACCCCCGACCAUGUACAUCUGCGAAUGAGGACGAACUACUCCCUUGUGGUGUUCAUCGGAUAUAGGUCAUAUGGUUGUGAAGGACCUAAGAGAAAAUUAAUGAUGACCGCGGCCGCACGGCGCCGAUUAUAUAAUCGGGCGGUUUGA
Messenger RNA from Histoplasma mississippiense, 444 nucleotides. RefSeq lists its product with no specific name. NCBI's taxonomy places the organism in Eukaryota, Fungi, Ascomycota, Eurotiomycetes, Onygenales, Ajellomycetaceae. The coding region runs from base 1 to 444 and encodes 147 amino acids. The record is from RefSeq and is a predicted model, not a curated record. The transcript has 3 exons.